AGGAACGUGUUGGCGCAAAAUCCGGUGGAAAUCGUUGCUGGUCACUGUUAACUCGGCAUUCACCACACACAGCAUCCAAUGUAAACCUCGGCUAUGGCUAUAACAGCCAGCAAAAUUGUUGUACUAUUAACAACAACAAUACGGUAACAAUAAAAUCACUGAAUCUUCCAAAGGAUGACACAACAUUGGUCUAUAGGCGAAAGUCCUCUGGUAGCACACCGCACUCAGUUGGUGGCAUUGGCAGUACUGGCAGUAGCAGCAGCACCAGUGGCGUUCACGCCACGGCUGGUUUAGCAAACAACGCAGCGAUACAACAACAUGCUCUUUACUCGACAACAGAUGCUGCAUCAUUUAUGCACACAUCCACAUCGGAUGAGUUCGAGUGUCAUGCUGAUGGCACAUUAAUGCUCAGAAUACCUGCUCCACAUGUUGUUGCAGCACGUGCUUAUCGUUUGGCAAGCAAAAAGCAUACUACAACUAGCACAACAGAUCAACAUUCACAUCAGCAUCAGCAUCAGCAUCAACAACGCACAUCUGCUGAUACGCAUCAAUCCACACAUGACACCAGCACUACCAGUGGUUCCAGCUCAGGUAGCAGUAGUACAGCGAAUACAGCUUUUACGCGCUUAGCAAAGCUACUACAUCAAACGAGCAGCGCAACCCUGAAGCCCACGGCAUCGUCGUCUCACACGCAUGUCGACAGUAUGCAUAUGAGCUUAGCGGUGGCGCCAUCAACUGGCGAGGAAGCUCCGCGUCGCUUAUCGUGGGAAAGAAUUCCAGUACGUGCCACAUAA
This is a messenger RNA of Teleopsis dalmanni, 794 nucleotides long. RefSeq lists its product as uncharacterized. The record is from RefSeq and is a predicted model, not a curated record. Lineage: Eukaryota; Metazoa; Arthropoda; Insecta; Diptera; Diopsidae.